Molecule: messenger RNA, 2019 nt
Organism: Hippocampus zosterae (dwarf seahorse)
Lineage: Eukaryota; Metazoa; Chordata; Actinopteri; Syngnathiformes; Syngnathidae
Product: NADPH oxidase organizer 1-like
Exons: 8
Coding region: 103-1554 (483 amino acids)
Biological process (GO): superoxide anion generation
Molecular function (GO): superoxide-generating NADPH oxidase activator activity; phosphatidylinositol binding; protein binding
Source: RefSeq, a predicted model, not a curated record
CACAGCGGCACUGCAUAAGCGCAGCGAACGGUGUUCACAGUUUUCGCCCCCAUCCUGCACCCCCCUCCACUCCCACCAAAGUGACAAACCAAGCGGAGCAAGAUGCCUGCAGAAAAGCGCUUUGUGUUCUCCGCUCGCUUUAUCGGAGCCAUGCACAGGGAGACACCAAAACUGAAGAUGUUCAUGAUAUCCGUGCUGUGGUCGGAUGAGAAUGAAGUGAUUAUCUACAGGUCUUAUAAUGAUUUCAAGAACUUUCAUAAGCAACUGAAGAAAAAGUUUCCUGUCUUUGACCCUUCACAAAAUAACAGCAGAAUGAUCCCAAAAUUUAAAGGGGAGGCCCAAAAAAAGGGAAUCCAGCAAAGUGGAUCAAAACGAUCAAUCGAGAGGAUGAAGGACUUGCAGGGCUACUGCGACAAGCUUCUCAUGUGUCACGAAAUGGUGACCCGCAGUUCAGAGGUCACGCAAUUUUUCACGCCACUCGACCAAGACAUGGUGCCGGAGUUCACCAAAAACUGCGUCAUGAUCCUGCUGCCAGAUGAUAGCUCGGCGAGAGGAAGAGAAGGAGAAAGAGGAGGAGGUAGCGUCUGGGAUGGAGGACUUGGCUCCGUCACUCCCCCGUUUGUCACCGAGACAUACCGCUGCGUGGCUCCGUACGAGACCAAAGACACCAAAAACCGUCCCUUUAAAGUGGCCAAGGAUGAAACACUGGAAGUCCUCAUCAAGGACCCCACUGGUUGGUGGUUGGUGGAGAAUGAGGACAAGUGCAUUGCCUGGUUUCCUGCUCCCUAUCUGGAAAAAGAGGAAAAUGAUAUGAGAGGACUGCAACAGCAAGGUGCUUUCUACCUCGCCGUGAGAAAUUACUUCGCCAAGAAGGCUGACGAGGUGUCUUUGCCCAUUGGUUCAGUGGUGGAGGUGCUUAGGAUGUCCGAUGACGGCUGGUGGCUCACCAGAUUCAACGACAAGGUGGGCUAUGUCCCCUCCAUGUACCUGCAGCCCUACAACAACCCUUGUACUGGACUUUUAAGUUUACAGAAAAAAAUGAAUAGAUCCACCCUCAACCUGACCAUCAGCGGGUUACCUCUGGAUGCUUCUUCUCCAGCCCAGCUCGCCAGGGAAACCCAUCUAGGGCAAAGUUUUGCACUCCAGCCCGGAGCUCAGUCUAGUGGACGCGGCUGUCUGGACAAAGCCAGAUCUAUGGAGCUUUUGUCAGAGACCCAAACUGUUCCUGCCCAGGUCGAGAUCAAUUAUAGCCGUUUAAAAAGCCGCGUUCGCAGCAUCAGCACAAGCUCAAGCAUAGACACCAGCAUCUCCUCGGUCAGUAGCUCGUCAUCAACUUCGAGACGCAACUCCAGCGCCAGUUAUAUGAGUUCCGGGAGUUCUGAGAGCUUUAGUUCCAGAGGCAGCGACACAGGCCCGGUUCCUCCGACGGUCCCACCCAGACCAAAGAAGGAGGAGAUUCUUAACCGGUGCUCCUCCGUGACUCGCAAAGCUGCUCUGGAGAGCAAAACCCAGCUCCAGAGAUGGCCCGAUUCAACCAUCCACUCUCGCUUGUAGGAAAACAUUCUAAAUACUACACAUUGGAGUCUUCAUGAUUUACUCACGCUAGUUCUCAUUCACACUUUUUUUUUUUAAUUCCUCCAAAAAGAAUAAGUGAUGACAGAAUUGCAAAGAGAGGAAAUAAAGUGUAUCGAACUUGAAAUCUAGUUCUGCGCUCAGUCGAUGACAAGCAAGUGUAAUGUAGCUUCAAUGAAGCACUAGACGGGGCUGGUAGAAACAAACACAUUGCUCCAGAUGUUGACGUGGAUCGUUGAAUCUCAGGAGGUUGAAAUAUUUUCUCUUCCUUUCUGCUUUCCCGUGUUCAUCUGUAUCAUUUGUUUUGAACGCACGGAAAGCACAGCAUGAAUUAAAAAUGGAUGAAUGGUCGCGGCAGUUUUUACAUGUCACGAGCAUGCAGAACAAUCAAUGUUGUAAGUUGCAUCAUUUGUGAUAUAAAGAUUAUUUGUUAAACUUUCUACACCA